AUGCCUGAGCCCACAGGGGCGGAACUAGAUGUAGCAACCGACGGAGACAUGGCUAGCAGGGUCGGGCACACCGAUGGCUUUCGGUGGAGAAGAGCUAGGUCAAGUCCUCUACCGACGAAUCAUGCAGGGGGCAGCGCCCGCAAAACAUAG
Histoplasma mississippiense is the source of this 150-nucleotide messenger RNA. RefSeq lists its product with no specific name. The transcript is spliced from 2 exons. Bases 1 to 150 code for a protein of 49 amino acids. NCBI's taxonomy places the organism in Eukaryota, Fungi, Ascomycota, Eurotiomycetes, Onygenales, Ajellomycetaceae. The record is from RefSeq and is a predicted model, not a curated record.